Osmerus eperlanus (European smelt) is the source of this 853-nucleotide messenger RNA. It is a transcript of the gene ptges3l, whose product is annotated as prostaglandin E synthase 3 like. The coding region runs from base 150 to 623 and encodes 157 amino acids. NCBI's taxonomy places the organism in Eukaryota, Metazoa, Chordata, Actinopteri, Osmeriformes, Osmeridae. Gene Ontology annotation, biological process: chaperone-mediated protein complex assembly; protein folding. Gene Ontology annotation, molecular function: Hsp90 protein binding; protein-folding chaperone binding. The record is from RefSeq and is a predicted model, not a curated record. The transcript has 7 exons. Gene Ontology annotation, cellular component: cytosol; nucleus.
CUAUAAAGAGGAAGGGGGCUGAGAGUGGUAUGUACCCCUAGCAGCUGAUAUCAGCCAUCCUAAAAAUAGAGCAAGGCCUUGUAGAUCAGUCUGUAGUUCUCUUGCGUCCUCACAGUUUGACACAAAAGGAUUAUUAAGACGAUUUCAACAUGUCAAAGAUUGUCAGACCUGACGAUUGUCAGCCAGCAAAUGCACUAUGGUACGACAGGAAGAAAUACGUCACUAUCAACUUCAUGGUGCAGAAACCAAGGGAUGUUCAGGUUGAAUUUCUGAAUAACAAAAUGGUUUUAUGUUGUAAAUCAGAGGAUGAAACCAUCUACAAUGAGAUUUACUUCUAUGAUGAGGUGCUAAGAUUUGACUCUAGAGAGAAAGUCUACGAUCGCAGCAUAAACGUACUUCUGAGGAAGAUUACACCAGAUGUUGCCUGGCCUCGACUUCAGAAAGAUACUGCCAAGCCAAGUUGGAUAAAUGUGGACUUUGAUAACUGGAGAGACUGGGAACAUGAAGAGGAUGAGGGAAUGGCGGAGUUCGAGCAAUAUGCUGAUAUGAUGCAGGAGAUGACCAGCAAUAACAAAAGUGGACCGCCAGCCAUGGAUGAUCUUUUCGAUCUGGAUGAUGACUGAUCAUCUGAGGCGUUUUUCCCUUUUUUGCUUUUUCCGUUUGGCAAAACUAAAAGAACGACUAAAAGAAGAUUCCUCAGGGUUCCAAAUGUUUAUUAGUUUUGUAUUAUUUCAAACAAUAAUUGCUGAAAAGUGAUGCCCUGCUUGACACUGCCUAUCUGUAGAUGUAUUGUUUAAUGUGUGUGUUUCAUUUUCUAUGAUAUGAUAUGUUAUUUAUUAAAUAAAUAAAAUCA